Aspergillus aculeatus ATCC 16872 is the source of this 1922-nucleotide messenger RNA. Its product is annotated as carnitine O-acetyltransferase CAT2. The transcript is spliced from 3 exons. Lineage: Eukaryota; Fungi; Ascomycota; Eurotiomycetes; Eurotiales; Aspergillaceae. Gene Ontology annotation, molecular function: carnitine O-acetyltransferase activity. Bases 10 to 1842 code for a protein of 610 amino acids. Gene Ontology annotation, biological process: carnitine metabolic process. The record is from RefSeq and is a predicted model, not a curated record. Gene Ontology annotation, cellular component: peroxisome; mitochondrion.
UCCCCAGUCAUGGCUCCCCGGCGCAAGGCCUCAUCUGUCCCUGAGGGCUACACAGAGGAUCUCUCGAAAGGGAAGAUGCUCCGCUUCGAAGACUCACUCCCCCGAUUGCCCGUCCCUUCGCUAGAGGAAACCGGCCGGCGGUACUUGAAGUCCGUCCACCCCCUGGUGUCCGAGGCGGAGUACGAGCGCACCAAGAAGGCGGUGGAGGCGUUCGUGCGUCCCGGUGGUGAGGGCGAGCCCCUGCAGGAAAGGCUGCUCGCCCGCGCCGCUGACCCCAAGACCAAGAACUGGCUUCUCGAAUGGUGGAACCACGCGGCGUACCUCGCCUACCGCGACCCGGUCAUCCCCUACGUCUCCUACUUCUACUCGUACCGUGACGAUCGCGCCCGGCGGGACCCCGCUAAGCGGGCCGCCUCGGUCACCACCGCCGCGCUCGAGUUCAAGCGCCAGGUGGACUCGGGCGAGCUGGAGCCGGAGUACAUGCGCGGCCAGCCCAUGGCGAUGAGCUCGUACGAGUACAUGUUCAACUGCUGCCGGAUUCCGGGCGAUGGGGUGGACUACCCCCAGAAGUUCCCCGCCCAGGACCACGAGCACAUCGUGGUGGUGCGCAAGAACCAGUUCUUCAAGGUCCCCUUGGCCGUCAACGGCCGGCCGCUGAACAACUCCGAGUUCCAGCGCCAGUUCGAGCGGAUCUACCAGAUCGCCCAGCGGUCGCCCCCGGUUGGUGUGCUGACGGUCGCCAACCGAGACUCGUGGGCUGACGCCCGGAAGAAGCUGCUGGCAGCGCAUCCGGCGAACGAGCAGGCGCUGCGGGACAUCGAGUCGGCCGGGUUCGUGGUGUGCUUGGACGAUGCGUCGCCCGUGACUCUGGAGGAGCGCGCUCACCAAUACUGGCACGGCGACGGCGCCAACCGCUGGUUCGACAAGCCGCUGCAAUUCAUCGUCAACGACAACGGCACGGCUGGGUUCAUGGGUGAGCACAGUAUGAUGGACGGCAGUCCCACCCAUCGUCUCAACGACCACCUCAACGGCCUGAUCUUCGGCAACAAGAUCGACCUCUCGGAGCAGGCGGUGCGGUCGGACCUGCCCGACCCGCGGCCGAUCAACUUCCACCUCAACGGCGAGGUGGAGGAGGCGAUCGAGGCGGCCACCAAAGAGCACCGGCAGCAGAUCUCGAACCACGAGCUGAAGGUGCAAGCGUACCAGGGCUACGGCAAGGGCCUGAUCAAGAAGUUCAAGUGCAGUCCGGAUGCGUACGUGCAGAUGAUCAUCCAGCUGGCCUACUACAAGAUGUACGGCAAGAACCGCCCGACCUACGAGUCGGCGUCGACCCGCAAGUUCCAGGAGGGCCGCACGGAGACGAUCCGCACGGUCUCGGACGAGAGCGUGGCCUUCUGCAAGGCCAUCAGCGACCCGGCCGUUGCCCGGGAGGAGGUGGUGCGGUUGUUCCGCGCGGCGCUGGCCGCCCACUCCAAGUACACGGCCGAGGCCAGCGACGGCCACGGCGUGGACCGUCAUCUGUUUGGACUGAAGAAGCUGGUGCGCGAGGGGGAGAAGUUGCCCGCCCUGUACGAGGACCCGGCCUAUGCAUACAGCGGCUCGUGGUACUUGUCCACCAGCCAGCUGAGCUCGGAGUUCUUCAACGGCUACGGAUGGAGUCAGGUGAUUGAUGAUGGGUUUGGCAUUGCCUACAUGAUCAACGAGAACAGUCUGAACUUCAACAUCGUGUGCAAGCGCCUGGGGGCGGAGCGGAUGAGCUACUACCUGAACGAGGCGGCUUCCGACUUGAGGGACGUGUUGAUGCCUGAUCUGGCUGCUCAGAGCGAGAAGGCGAAGUUGUAGUAUACCAUAUAUAGAGUGGGAUGGGAUUUGGAGAUAUACCUUGUAGAUCAGAAGAUCGUACUGAAUUGAGUUGUUUACCU